CCUCCAAACGGCAGACGGCAGUACAGAAGAAAAAUAAGACAGGCUGUGUUGUUUACUGACGUUACUUCCGGUCUGCCAAAGCGUGGUGUGUGCUAAAAAAGGAACAUGGCAGCGGACGGCAAAACGGAGGACUACCCUCACGAGAUAGACGAUCAGCUCACAGGAUUUGACUCCUCCGUGACUGCUAUCAAAACCAUGUUGGACAAGUUGCCCAAGAACGACGUUAUGCAUAAGCUGGACCCUUUGGACCAAGCCAAGCUGGAUCUGAUGUCUGCCUACACCCUUAAUUCAUUAUUCUGGAUGUACUUGGUUACACAAGGAAUUAAUCCAAGAGAGCAUGCAAUCAAACAGGAGUUGGAGCGAAUAAGGACAUACAUGAACAAAGUGAAAGAGAUCACAGACAGGAAGAAAGCUGCCCGUCUGAAUAAGGGAGCUGCGGCACGCUUCGUCAGGAGUGCCCUCUACGAGCCAGAUGAAAAAGACUCUAGAAAAAAAUCAGCAUCCAAGAAAGCAGCUGACUCAAAACCUGACACCCCGCAGUUUAAGCGUCCGAAGCAGAGCAGAAGUUAAGAAGGAGCUUCACAGUGUGGUCUCACUGCACUUUGAACCACUUUAGGACACGAACAUUUCUGUCUCGCAAAGAAACAAAGCAUCUUCUAUGGUUGUGUUACUCGGUGCAAGACCUGUCAGAAUUCACCAGUCAGCAAAUUAUACUGGAUGUAUCAAAAACCCAAGAUUUUCUGCCAUCUCUGAAUCACCUUUCAGAUUUUGCUGAAAACAUUUCUGCUUCAAUAUUCCAUAGAUUCAAGACUAUAAUAUGUUUACAAUGUAAUUUCAUCAUUCAAUUAUUGCCUAUUGACAAUUCAGGAUUCCAAAACCACGAAAACAUACAAUUUCCUUUUUUGAAAGUGAGUAAAACUAAAUACUGACAUAUUUUAAAAUGUGUGUGUACCAUGUUUUGAAAUAUGUCAUUUAAGAUUGUUCCAUUCCUUCUUUUAGAGGAAUAAGACUUUUAGAUUUUCACUUUGUUUUUAAAGUGAUUCUAUGAAUCAUCAUUUGUUUUUUAAGAGAUGUUUUUUUUUACCAGUGCCAUGUGUAAAACAUGUAUUCAUACAACGUUGUUGGUAAUGUAAUACUAUAUUACUGCAUAAAAUGACAUGACUCACCAAAAAACUUUUGUUAAAUCCCCUUUUUUCUAUUAUUCAAUUGAUUCCUCGUGAAAAAAAGUGUGAAAAUAACUCAUUUAAAACAGUCCAAUGCAAGCUGUUUGAGAUGUUGGCAUGUAACACAAAAUCCACUGAUAUCAAAAAUGGCUCAAUUCCAUUUAGCUGCUCAGGUUCCAGGACCCUGAUAUUGGUCAUGCUGGCUUACUGACGUGCUCUUAUGUCUUACUGGGACAUACAUACAGAAUAGAUGUGCUUAUACAAAAUGGAAAUAUAAUGUGUAGUGCAGUUAACACCAAGUGUACAGUUUGAGCUUCAUCCUCACUCAUUAACAAAGAAUUAACAGGACAACUUGGUGGAUGUGAUUGUACCAGCAUACUCUGAGCCAGCAGCUGCGCGAAGGUGGCGACAGACUUGACAAAGACUGGAUUGGUGGACUUGCUGAAAAAUGUGGACGUACUGUAUCUCUCUGAUUGCACUGUACAAUCUCUUGUAGAUUUCUUGCCAAUAUAUAUGGUGUGGUGACUCGUUUUGCCAGUAAAGAUUAUUGGUUGCA
Molecule: messenger RNA, 1719 nt
Organism: Notothenia coriiceps (black rockcod)
Lineage: Eukaryota; Metazoa; Chordata; Actinopteri; Perciformes; Nototheniidae
Gene: c1d
Product: C1D nuclear receptor corepressor
Exons: 5
Coding region: 106-570 (154 amino acids)
Biological process (GO): maturation of 5.8S rRNA; regulation of gene expression
Cellular component (GO): exosome (RNase complex); nucleolus
Molecular function (GO): RNA binding; DNA binding
Source: RefSeq, a predicted model, not a curated record